This is a messenger RNA of Anopheles coustani, 1652 nucleotides long. Its product is annotated as 5-methylcytosine rRNA methyltransferase NSUN4. Gene Ontology annotation, molecular function: methyltransferase activity. The record is from RefSeq and is a predicted model, not a curated record. Gene Ontology annotation, cellular component: mitochondrial large ribosomal subunit. The transcript has 4 exons. NCBI's taxonomy places the organism in Eukaryota, Metazoa, Arthropoda, Insecta, Diptera, Culicidae. Bases 7 to 1512 code for a protein of 501 amino acids. Gene Ontology annotation, biological process: rRNA methylation.
UUCAAAAUGCUACGAACCACGAAUAGGUGUCCGCUCGUAUUACGGCGAUUUCGACAUAGUAAAUCUCACUGGUCUGAAAAACAAAAGAAACAGUUUCCCAAAGAUCGAGCGCUUGCCAACUUUGACGACUUCUACGGUUCCGUGUUCGGCGCCCGAUGGAAAAGUGUCCGAAUCGCCCUUCAGUGUGAGCACAAAUACGUGGCGCUUGUAAACCAAUUCGGUGAUACGGAGAAAACUAUCGAACUACUCCAGUCGGAUGGGGCGAUCAAUCUGCGUGAUAUCUACCUAGCUCGAAAGGAUGCUUUGGCAAACGAAAACCAGCAACUGUUUACCGGAGGAAAGGUUUUCAAAAUGGGUGACACCGUCGAAGCUUUCCGAGCGUCUCAACAGCAAUCGGAAGCAGACACAAUUUACCGAGCGGAUCCCGGUUCGGCUCCGGACACUCUGGCAUCGUCAAGCAACUCCUCGUCGGCGUCGCCGGUGGACGAAACGGAACAAGCUGUAGAUUACAAAAAAUCACUUGACAAAACACUUAAAGAUGAUUCUGAGAUUGACUACCAGCGGCUGGUUGAUCCGGCCGUAGGUACCGCGGCACUUCACGAGUUCGUUCCUGCGACCAAACUGAAAGGGAUGGAAGAUUAUGUAUUCGAAUCCGAACACUACAAGUAUUACAGCAACAGCACUGAUUUUCCGCUCAACAUAGAGAUGGAAGAUUCGUUCCGUAUCCCCGAGACGCUACACCUUUAUACCUACGAGCGGGCAAAUGUAUCCACAUUUCGCAGCCCUCGGAAGUGUACCACGGGUGUGCUGUCGCAUUUUCUCUUUGAUGGAGCCUCCUGUUUACCUCCGCUGGCACUCGAUGUCCAACCAGGUGACAGAGUGCUGGACGCUUGUGCUGCGCCAGGUGGAAAAUCGUUAUUGCUCCUUCAAACCCUUCUUCCCGGUACGAUGGUUAUGAACGAUCUGCAGGAAAGCCGCUGCAAUCGUAUCCGCCGACUGAUGCGCCAAUAUCUGUACGAUUUCGACGAUAAGGGGAAACAAAAGCGCUGCUUUAUCACGCAGACGGACGCGCGCAAUCUUCAGGAGUACUCCAUGUACGAUAGAGUGCUGGUCGACGUCCCAUGCACGAACGAUCGUCACUCGCUGAUGGAGAACGAUAACAACAUUUUUAAGCCAUCCCGAGUGAAGGAAAGGCUACGCCUGCCGGAGCUACAGGCAGCGAUUUUGAGCAACUGUUUAAAGCUUUUGCGUCCAGGUGGCACGCUCGUUUACUCCACGUGUAGUUUAAGUCCGGUGCAGAACGAUGGAGUUGUCCACAUGGCACUGAGCAAUGUGUUCAACGAUAUUGGGCUAACGGUAACAAUCAAGGACCUCAGCUUAAUGGUGCAACCACUAGCCGAUAUCUUCAAAUUUGCCAACCCGGCUACGUUAAAGUAUGGGCAGCUUGUGUUACCGUUUUUACCGGCCAACUUCGGACCGAUGUAUAUUUGCAAAAUGGUUCGGAACGAGUAAUAAAACCGGCACCUGCUAUCGGAGCGGGAGCCUUGAAGACAGUGCUGAAAUAACAAAACGAUAGGCAUUAGGCUGAAGCUAAGGUGAGCAACGAUUUUUUUUUCUCAUAGCUUACUGGCAGGUGGUGCAAAUUGGACUGA